AUGCUUCCAUUGCGAGGUCUCGUCAUUAGAACUGCCAUGAUGUUGUUGUCGGUGACGACGUUGCGAUGUUUGAUACUCCUGUGGUGCAAUGUCAUUGGCUCGGCUUCGGGUCUUGGAAUCCUCCAGAUGGAUGCUCGACGAGGUCAACAACACUUGACAUUUGUUCUUGCUUCGCAUCAUGCUCAUCAAGCGAAUCUUCGAGCAGCACUCGGAAGCCAGCGAGCUACUUACAACCGCUGUUGCGUGCCAGACACGGCUCAGCCUCUGAGACCUCGAUCGCAGCCACGAUAUUGCUUCCACGGACGCGCAGCUUUGCUUUGCUUACUUGGACCAGAGAUCAAAGGCAUCGCGAACAUGUCGGAUACUCAUCGUUGGCUCCCAGAGACCCACGCCGAAUAG
Molecule: messenger RNA, 399 nt
Organism: Fulvia fulva
Lineage: Eukaryota; Fungi; Ascomycota; Dothideomycetes; Mycosphaerellales; Mycosphaerellaceae
Exons: 1
Coding region: 1-399 (132 amino acids)
Source: RefSeq, a predicted model, not a curated record